Molecule: messenger RNA, 3192 nt
Organism: Prunus avium (sweet cherry)
Lineage: Eukaryota; Viridiplantae; Streptophyta; Magnoliopsida; Rosales; Rosaceae
Source: RefSeq, a predicted model, not a curated record
AUGAAGGGCGACGGAAGGUGCUUGAAACUCUUUCUUGCAUUAUCGAUCCUUUUCCUACAAAACGUAAAAGGAGGAGAAGUUGGCCACAGCCACAACCACAGCCAUAGCCUCAGAGAUGCUAAAGUGACAGUGAGGUGCAUAGAGAGGGAAAGGCAAGCACUACUUGCAUUCAAACGUCGCCUGGUGGAUGAGUUCAAUCAACUCUCAACUUGGGGUUCAGAAGCCGAAAAACAAGAUUGUUGCAGAUGGGAAGGAGUCUAUUGUAGCAACCAAACUGGCCAUGUGAUUCAACUUCAUCUUGGAUAUUCUUUGCUUGGUACGAUGAUGCAACUUGAUCAUGGAUAUUCUUUCCAAGGUAAGAUGAUUAGUCCUAAAUUGAUUGAGUUGCAGCAUUUACAAUAUUUGCACCUUGAAGUCAUUGAUUUCAAUGAGAGCCAAAUUCCUGAUUUCAUUGGUUCUCUAACCAAUCUAAGAAACCUCAGUCUCAGUUCCUGUAAUUUGGUUGGUCAAAUUCCAAGUUCGUUUGGAAACCUCACGCAAUUGCAACAUCUCGACCUCAGCAAUAAUCAGCUUCAACCAGAAAAUAUCAAUUGGCUCCCUGCUCUUUCUUCUUUAACUUUUUUGGACCUUGGAUUCAUUGAUUUCAAUGGGACCCAAAUUCCAGAUUUCAUUGGUUCUCUAACCAAUCUAAGAAACCUCAGUCUCAGUUUCUGUAAUUUGGUUGGUCAAAUUCCCAGUUCGUUUGGAAACCUCACGCAAAUGCAACAUCUCGACCUCAGCUAUAAUCAGCUUCGACCAGAAAAUCUCAAUUGGCUCCCUGCUCCUUCUUCUUUAACGUAUUUGGACCUAAGCGAAAACAAUCUCAGUACUGUUUUCGAUUGGCCAGAAGCAGUACAUAAUAAGCUCCCUAAACUAGUAGAGUUGACCUUGGUGAAUUGUAGUCUUCCUCCUCCUCCUACUCCAAUUCUUUCCACUACUCUUUACAAAACAAAUUCUUCUACGUCUCUUGAAAAGGUUGAUCUCUAUUAUAACCAUCUCACUUGGUCAAUAGUUCUUUGGUUGUCCAACUACAGUACAAGCCUUCUUACUCUUGGCCUCUCCAACAAUAAUCUAGCUGGUUUCAUUCCCGAUUUCACAAGAAACAUGAGCUCUCUUGCAUAUCUGGAUCUCUCCAACAAUAAUCUAACUGGUUUAAUUCCCGAUUUCAUUGGAAACAUGAGCUCUCUUGUGAGUCUGGAUCUCUCUGAUAACCAGAUUGAAGGAGCAAAUCCAAAUUCAUUUGCAAGGCUGUGUAAUUUGCGAGCAUUGUCGCUUCAAAGAAAUCAUCUGAGUGGACAAUUAUCCAAGUUUGUUCAACUAUUGCCUAGAUGUGCUCAAAACUCAUUAGAGGAAUUGUACCUCUCUGAGAAUGUUCUUUCGGGGUCAUUAAACAAUCUUACAAGCUUCUCAUCUUUGAUAGGCUUGCAUCUUGAUGCCAAUCAAUUAAGCGGAAAAAUACCUGAAAGUAUUGGGCAAAUGUCGCAACUGGUGGGCAUCGAUUUCAACACAAACUCUUUGGAAGGGGUGGUUUCAGAAACUCAUUUCUCAAAACUCUCCAAAUUAAAAUCUUUGGAUUUAUCCUCUAACCCGCUAGUUUUAAAUUUUCAUUCUAAUUGGGUUCCUCCCUUCCAGUUGGAUUACAUAUAUUUGGCGUCCUGCAAGGUCGGUCCUCUUUUCCCAAAAUGGCUUCAAACUCAAAAUGUUUAUUACCAGCUUGAUAUUUCGAAUGCUGGAAUUUCUGAUAUCCUUCCAAGUUGGUUUUGGAGUAAUUUGCGUAACGCAGAAUUUAUUAAUCUCUCACAGAACCUAAUCAGAGGAAUAUUUACAAAUUUGACAGUGGAGUUUGCAUAUUACCCAGAACUACAUUUGAGUUCGAACCAAAUAGAUGGUCCAAUUCCCUCAACUCUAUCACAAGCCUCAUAUCUGGAUCUCUCUAAUAAUAACAUUUCAGGGUCGCUUUCUUUCCUAUGUGCAAGUGCAGAUAUGAGGUUAACAUUUCUUAAUCUUUCAAGAAACAAUUUUUCUGGAGAACUUCCAGAUUGCUGGAGCCAUUUGGAGAUAGUCAUGCUUGAUUUGAGUAACAACGCUUUUUCCGGAAAAAUUCCCAUGACAAUAGGCUCUUUAUUUCAAAUGCAAACUUUGAAAUUAAGAAGCAACAGAUUUGUUGGAGAAUUUCCUUCAUUGUUGAAGAACUGCACAAGUUUAGAAGUUAUUGAUCUGGGAGAUAACAAAUUAUCAGGACCAAUACCUACAUGGUUAGGUGUGAGCUUUAAGAAUUUGGCUAUCCUGAUGCUUUCCAAUAAUCACUUCAAUGGAAGCAUGCCCUCACAAUUAUGCCAUCUAACGCACAUUAAAAUUAUGGAUUUCUCUAUGAACAACAUCUCUGGAAGCAUACCCAAAUGCCUCAACAAUUUGACUAUUCUGGCUCAAGAAGGAAAUCCAAGUCUAUCCAACACACAUAUUUUUAACAGAAUUAGGGAUAAUUAUUCAAUUACUAAUUAUGAGGAUGAUGCAAGCUUCAUAUGGAAAGGAAGAAUGCAGACAUACAAAAGCACUUUGGGCCUUGUGAAGAGAAUUGAUCUCUCAAGCAAUAGAUUAACAGGGGAGAUUCCAAGUGAAAUCACUCAUCUUGUUGGGUUAAUUUCUUUAAACCUUUCAAGAAACCAGUUAACAGGUCAAAUAACUCCAGAGAUCAUAAACUUGCAGUCAUUGGAUUCUCUUGAUUUAUCAAGAAACCAGAUAGAUGGAGGAAUUCCGACAAGCCUUGCUCGGAUAGAUCGUCUUAGUUUCUUGGACUUGUCAUAUAACAACUUGUCUGGCAAAAUACCAACAGGCACUCAGCUCCAACGCUUUGAUCCCUCUGUUUAUGUUGGAAAUCCUCAACUAUGUGGACCUCCGCUUAAAAAGAUGUGUGCCGAUCAAAAUGAGAAAACUGACUUGAGCAAUCAAGAGGAUAAGGAUGAGCUUAUAACAUUGGGAUUUUACAUCAGUAUGGGGCUUGGCUUUGCUGCUGGAUUUUGGGGAGUUUGUGGCACUUUGAUAUUCAACAGGUCAUGGAGAUACGCAUACUUGAAGUUCUUGAAUGGUUUAAAUGAUUGUCUUUAUGUGAAGAUAGCUUUGCUCAAGCAGCAACUAAAGCUAGCAUAUGCUUAA